This is a messenger RNA of Contarinia nasturtii (swede midge), 967 nucleotides long. RefSeq names its product muscle-specific protein 20-like. Gene Ontology annotation, molecular function: actin binding. Lineage: Eukaryota; Metazoa; Arthropoda; Insecta; Diptera; Cecidomyiidae. The transcript is spliced from 4 exons. Gene Ontology annotation, biological process: actomyosin structure organization. The record is from RefSeq and is a predicted model, not a curated record. Bases 201 to 746 code for a protein of 181 amino acids.
GGCAACUCGGCUCAGGUAUUCUGUUGCGAUCAUUCAUUCUCAUUAGUUGGCGAACAAAAACCGUUUCCUUAAGAAAUCAAUUAGAGUCAAACAUUCUUUUCGGAAAUUCUAAAAGUGAAGUGUGCCAUUUUGUGCUCAUCCAGUGUUAUAUUUUUGCUGUUCUCAUUUUUUUAAAUUAAAUUAUCCAAAUUAAAUCCAAAAUGCCAGGCCGUCCAAUUUGGCAAGUUGCUGGAAAACGUAUACCAGAAGAAGAAUUGCAAGCUCAACAAUGGAUUGAAUCAAUAAUUGGCGAAAGAUUCCCGAACGUUCCAUACGAGUAUGCAUUGCGCGAUGGUAUUAUUUUGUGUAAAUUGAUGAAUCGAUUGGCUCCAGGAAUCAUUCAAAAAAUUAACACAAGCGGCGGAGACUACAAAUUAAUGGACAACAUUAAUCAAUUUCAAAGAGCGUGCACAUUGUAUGGACUCGAUGACGUAGAUUUGUUCCAAACCACCGAUUUGUGGGAUUUCAAAAACAUUGCUCUUGUCACUCAAACCAUCUUUGCCAUCGGACGCUGUACCUACAAGCAUCCAGAAUAUAGAGGUCCUCAUUUGGGUCCAAAACCAAGCGAAGAAAAUCGUCGAGAAUUCACCGAAGAUCAAUUGCGUGCAUCAGAAGCGAUCAUUGGCCUGCAAGCCGGAACAAACAGAGGUGCCAAUCAAUCUGGCCAAAGUUUCGGUAAAGCACGCAAAAUCAUUAUCGGCAAAUAAUAAUCUACGAUCGACAAUUUACCGAUUUCAAUUCGUUUUUUUUUUUUUUGCUCCUAUUCGUUUUGUUUUCAUUAUUCAUGACAAUUUUCAUUUAGCCAAAUUGUACAAUAGAAUAAUCUCUCUAUCUCUAAGCAUUUGAGUUUUAGACUUACCACACGAACCACAAAUUUAAAUAAAUCAAAAUAAUUGAGCAGCAUGCACAAUAAAACACCACCCAUGAA